Girardinichthys multiradiatus is the source of this 1586-nucleotide messenger RNA. It is a transcript of the gene opn6a, whose product is annotated as opsin 6, group member a. Gene Ontology annotation, cellular component: membrane. Bases 1 to 1269 code for a protein of 422 amino acids. Lineage: Eukaryota; Metazoa; Chordata; Actinopteri; Cyprinodontiformes; Goodeidae. Gene Ontology annotation, molecular function: G protein-coupled receptor activity. The transcript has 6 exons. The record is from RefSeq and is a predicted model, not a curated record. Gene Ontology annotation, biological process: G protein-coupled receptor signaling pathway.
AUGUCCCUGAAUGGUGCUGCAGCACAUGGACCCCCUUGGAAGAAUCAUAGCUUCAGUAUGGAAGGGGGCAGAGACCCCCCUCUGUCUGACCAGGGAGAGACUAUCAUCGGAGUCUACCUCCUGCUGCUCGGAUGGAUAUCAUGGUUUGGGAACAGCAUCGUCCUCUUCGUCCUCUACAGACAGCGAGCUUCACUACAGCCCACCGACUACCUGACCUUCAACCUGGCCGUCUCUGAUGCCAGCAUUUCUGUGUUUGGCUACUCCAGAGGUAUCAUGGAGAUCUUCAAUGUCUUCCAAGACAGCAACUACAUCAUCUCCUCCAUUUGGACUUGCCAGGUGGAUGGUUUCUUCACCCUAGUGUUUGGUCUGAGCAGCAUCUAUACGCUGAUGGUGAUCAGCAUCACCCGCUACAUCAAAGGAUGCCACCCAAACAGAGCUCAUUACAUUACCAGAAGUACUGUUUUCAUCUUCCUGCUCUUCAUCUGGGUCACUGCUGGGUUCUGGUCUGGAGCCCCACUGCUCGGCUGGGGCAGCUACUCAGAUCGGGGGUACGGUACCUGUGAAAUCGACUGGUCGAAAGCCAGCUACUCGAGUACCUACAGGUCCUACAUCAUCGCCAUCUUUGUUUUCUGCUUCUUCAUGCCUGUGCUCAUCAUGCUCUUCUGCUAUGUGUCAAUCAUCAACACGGUGAAGAGAGGCAAUGCCCUGUCUGCUGACGGAGACCUGACAGACCGUCAGAGGAAGAUCGAGAGAGAUGUAACAAUUGUUUCCAUAGUAAUCUGCACGGCCUUCAUCUUGGCCUGGUCUCCAUAUGCAGUGGUCUCCAUGUGGUCCGCCUGUGGUUUUCACGUGCCCAACCUGACAAGCAUCUUCACCCGGCUCUUCGCCAAGUCCGCCAGCUUCUACAACCCUUUGAUCUACUUCGGUCUCAGUUCCAAAUUCCGCAAAGAUGUGGCCAUCCUGCUUCCCUGCACCCAAAACCCCAAAGACACAGUCAGGCUGAAGCGUUUCAAGCCAAAGGCCGAUGCUCAUGGCCACCACCCUGCAGGCGGAGGAGCCAGACUCAAAGUUCCCCUGAACUGCUCAGAGAAAAAGUACUCAGCAAUGAAUCAGACCCCUCAGGCUACAACCCCAGACUCUGGAAGGGAAAUCCCACAGCCCGUGAUUCCAUCAACUGGUACAACAACACCUGACACCAAGGAAGUGUUCUUCAUCAACGUGCCCCAUCCAUCUGAGGCGAGCUCUGAGUUUGAAUGUGUCAGACUCUAACCGAAACACCUGAACAGGAGGAAGACCAGACUCUGGUCUCUGAGCCAACUGAUGAAUCAACCGUGUCCAACAUGUCAUCCUAAAACAUUUAUCUCCUUUGAGCCUUCCAAACAGAAGGACCAGGGUCCGUAUUCCCAAAGACCCUCAGAGUCUCUCAGAGAGCUCCUAUUUUAUCCUGAACAUUCCUGCCGAUGAGUCUCAGCUUCAGUGAUUCAGUUCUCUGCUGAGACUCUGAGGAGGAGACGACAGAGAUUCCUCUUAGUGAGGAGGUGAAGUUGACCCCGUUGCUAGGGGUAAUGCUGUCUUCUAAGAGCUGA